AUGGAGAACUACGAGAAAAUCUUCAGGAUUGGCCAGGGUGCAAGUGCGGAGGUCUUUCUCAUGAGGAACAUGAGGACGAAGCAGCUGUUUGCCGUGAAGAAGGUCAAGAUGAACCCCAGUAAGAGGCUGCAGAGCAAGGAAGCGGUGUUGCAGGAAGUGGCCAUCCUGAGUACCCUGCAGCAUCCCCACGUGGUGGCGUGCCAUGACCAUUUCUUUGACGCAGACCAGGAGCACGUCUUCAUCAUCCAAGACUACUGUGACGGUGGGUCCCUGGACGAGCACAUCAGGAUGAAGAAAGAGGGCUACUUCCUAGAGGCCACCAUCAUGAAGUGGUUUGUGCAGCUGACCACAGCUGUCCAGUACAUCCAUUCUUUGAAGAUCCUGCAUCGAGACAUCAAGGCGUCCAACGCAUUCCUCACAAAGACACAGAUCCUGAAACUGGGGGACUUUGGCAUCUCCAAGGUCAUGGACAGCACAAUGGACAUGUCAAGCACUUUUGUGGGCACACCUUAUUACCUGAGCCCCGAGCUCUGCAGAGACGUGCCCUACAGUUCCAAAGCUGACGUCUGGGCAUUGGGCUGCGUUCUUUUUGAGCUGUGCGCACUGAAGCCCCCCUUUACUGGCUUCAGUUUGGGCGGCUUAUUUAACAAGAUUGUGAAAGAGGAUUAUGCUCCUGUCCCAGAGUGUUACUCAGAACCUCUGCACAGCUUGGUCCAAGUUAUCCUACAAAAGAGCCCAGAGGAGAGGCCCACUGCUGGCGCCAUCCUCAACAUCCCGUAUGUUCAGGAGCACCUCAGACUCUUCCUUCUCCAUCAAGAAAUCCAACUCCUGAACAAACCGCAUCUGGAAGCAUCACAUGAUGGAGACGGCAGUCGGCUCAGCCCACGUGGACUGCAUCAGACAGGGCCACUGGGCUAUGCGGGUGACACAGACCCCAUGGUAGUAUCCAGCUCCCUUUGUUCUCACCAGCAGCACACUGAACACCAUGGCCCAGAUGACAUCUCCAGCACCCCAAGCAGUAGUUCUGAUUACUCAGAAGACUUUGAAAACACAAGCACUUCCUCUUUCAGCAGUUCAGAUGAGGACGCUACCAAGACCACGGAGACACCCACUGAGACUGACUCCGAGGAUGAAUGGGGACUGACCAGUUAUCCUGAGGACUUUGAGGACUCGGAGGAAGGCCUGGAGACAGCAGAGAAUGACCUCCUGUGUAGUUCGCAGGAGGCCAAGUCCUCCUCCCCUCUGAACAAGCUGUGGCAGUACAGAGGUGAGGACAGCAGCUACAGAAGUGAGGAAAACAGCUUGCUCUGCAAAGGCUCGCACCCUGCAACUGAGCACCCGUGGGACUCCACCCACCUGGACACUUGUUACUUGCUCCAGAGCCUGGACCUGGAAAGCACCUAGAGGAAUGGAGCAUGGAGGAAUGCAAGUUCGGGCACCCCAUGGGUAGUCAGUCGAUCACAUGCCAGCAGCUGGAGCUGGUUAGGAGGGGCAACACUGUUUUGCUGCUGUGGACAGAGCUGCACAGCCCACCCUAAUUUCUCUGGAACAAACCUCACACCCCCCCAAGAGGCUCUCAGAGUGAUGGCAUCACCUGACCUCAAACCCCCCCCCCACUGUGGGGGCCAGUGACUAACACUGGACCCUACAACAGCACUUCCCUCCCAGUUUGUAUCCCAGAGGUAUAGAAAUCCCACUCUGAAGAGUGUGGCUCGUCAAGAGAUGUUGCCUAGA
Molecule: messenger RNA, 1734 nt
Organism: Gekko japonicus
Lineage: Eukaryota; Metazoa; Chordata; Lepidosauria; Squamata; Gekkonidae
Product: serine/threonine-protein kinase Nek6-like
Exons: 3
Coding region: 1-1404 (467 amino acids)
Biological process (GO): protein phosphorylation
Molecular function (GO): protein kinase activity; ATP binding
Source: RefSeq, a predicted model, not a curated record